Messenger RNA from Diospyros lotus (date-plum), 1829 nucleotides. RefSeq names its product equilibrative nucleotide transporter 1-like. Gene Ontology annotation, molecular function: nucleoside transmembrane transporter activity. The transcript has 2 exons. Gene Ontology annotation, biological process: nucleoside transmembrane transport. NCBI's taxonomy places the organism in Eukaryota, Viridiplantae, Streptophyta, Magnoliopsida, Ericales, Ebenaceae. Gene Ontology annotation, cellular component: plasma membrane. Bases 167 to 1444 code for a protein of 425 amino acids. The record is from RefSeq and is a predicted model, not a curated record.
UCAUAAAGAAUCUCCCUGGCAAGAGCAAGAAGCAAACUCGCCUCUAGAAAUACGACGUCGUAAUGCCAGGAUCCUACCACCAUCGCCGGCCAAUAGAAGGUCAAACAAAUCAGCUCUAUCCCGAGCCGACCGAUCUCCGGCGAUAAAGAGGGAAAAUCUCCGAGAAAUGGGCUUCACGGGCGCCGGAGGCGGCGGCGCAACCGUCGUCGGCGGGGAAUCGGAAUCAUCGUCUCUGCUCAACAGCCAAAACAGUCAAUCCAAUGCGCCGAAGGACUCUUUCCAUUUGGCCUACGCAAUCUACUUCACUCUCGGCGCUGGCUAUCUUCUUCCCUGGAACGCCUUCAUCACCGCCGUCGACUACUUCUCGUACCUCUACCCGGACUCCUCGGUCGAUCGCGUCUUCGCCGUCGCCUACAUGCUCGUUGGCCUCGUCUGCCUCCUCUUCAUCGUCGCCUACGCCCACAGAUCUCACUCCCACGUCCGGAUCAACAUAGGGCUCGCUCUCUUCGUCGUGUCUUUGGUCGUCGUUCCGAUCACCGACGUCGCCUAUGUCAAGGGCCGGACGGGGCUAUACGGCGGAUACUACGUAACGGUGGCCGCCGUCGCGCUUUCCGGCAUUGCCGAUGGAUUGGUCCAGGGGGGCGUGAUUGGUGCCGCCGGCGAGAUGCCGGACAGGUAUAUGCAGGCUGUUGUCGCCGGCACUGCUGCUUCAGGUGUCCUUGUCUCAUUCCUAAGGAUUUUUACCAAGGCUGUGUAUCCGCAAGAUCCCCAUGGCCUCAGACAGAGUGCAAAUCUCUAUUUCAUUGUCAGCAUUGUUGUGAUGAUCAUAUGUAUUGUUUUCUACAAUGUUGCUCAUCGAUUGCCAGUUAUCAAGUACUACCAUGAUCUGAAGGUUCAAGCAGUAAACGAGGAGAAAGAAGAAAAAGGUGUCCUGACUGGGAAACUAUGGAGGUCAACUUUGUGGGACAUUGUUGGUAGAGUAAAAUGGCUUGGAUUUGGGGUCCUCAUCAUCUACGUUGUGACGUUGUCUAUAUUUCCCGGUUACAUUACUGAAGAUGUCCAUUCCAAGACUCUCAAGGACUGGUAUUCAAUCCUCCUCAUCACCGGCUACAAUGUGUUUGAUCUAGUUGGCAAGUCUCUAACUGCAGUGUAUCUCCUUGAGAAUGCAAAGGUUGCAAUCAGUGCAUGUUUUGCUAGAUUGUUGUUUUUCCCCCUCUUCUUGGGUUGCUUGCAUGGUCCUCAAUUUUUCCGAACAGAGAUUCCUGUAACAUUGCUGACUUGUCUUUUGGGCCUUACGAAUGGCUAUUUGACUAGUGUCUUAAUGAUUUUGACUCCAAAAACCGUUCAACUGCAACAUGCAGAGGUCGCAGGGGUAGUCAUGGUGUUGUUCUUGGUCGUUGGCCUGGCAGUUGGUUCGGUUGUGUCUUGGUUUUGGGUCAUAUGACCCCGUAUUGUCCCGGAUUUGCAUGUUGUCCGAGCUUACAUCUGGAAUUGCCCUUUGGUUUGACCUACGGACAGUUUACCUUUGUAAACCAUGUAUUGGUAAUUGCCUCUUCCCCAUCUGUCUUGUAUUCCAUAAACUCUGUAAACCUUGUAUUGGUAAUUAGACUUAACUGUCUUAUAUUCCAUUAUACUUGUAAACCUUGCAUUGCUAGUUGUCUCUGCCGCUUCCAUGUCGAAGCAAUUGGUAAAGUUGUCAUGUUUCCAAACCAAAACCAACUUGAAAAUAGUAUAUUGGUAGGUUUCAUGUUGGAAGAUAUUGUUACUUUCUGUCUUCUUUUUCUUUUUAAAAGAAAAGGAAAAAUGCUUGGAUGGAGUUUUUUUCUGCU